Dioscorea cayenensis subsp. rotundata (Guinea yam) is the source of this 1375-nucleotide messenger RNA. RefSeq names its product metal tolerance protein 2. Gene Ontology annotation, biological process: transmembrane transport; monoatomic cation transport. Gene Ontology annotation, molecular function: monoatomic cation transmembrane transporter activity. NCBI's taxonomy places the organism in Eukaryota, Viridiplantae, Streptophyta, Magnoliopsida, Dioscoreales, Dioscoreaceae. The record is from RefSeq and is a predicted model, not a curated record. The transcript has 11 exons. Bases 5 to 1375 code for a protein of 456 amino acids. Gene Ontology annotation, cellular component: membrane.
UGUCAUGGGCAUCUGGUUCCUUAGGCUCAUCACCAUCCAUAGAGCCUGCCGGCCGGCGACGAGCUCGCCGGCGUGGCGUCACCGGCCUCACGGUCACCUCCUUCCACUCACGGCGGAGCGCCAGAACCACCGGCUGGGCAGCCGGAGAUGGCAUAUGGGGCACUCUCAUGGAUCUCACUCUUGGGAAGAGGGCAUUGAGCCUGAUCGUGUCUUCCGGCUUGGUCUGGCCGCUGACGUGGCCCUCACCGCCGGGAAGACCUUCGCUGGGUACGUCACUGGUAGUACGGCCAUCAUUGCCGACGCUGCUCAUUCCCUUUCCGACGUUGUUCUUAGUGGUGUUGCCCUGUGGUCAUUUAGAGCUGCUAAAGCUCCUAAAGACAAAGAACACCCAUAUGGGCACGGUAAGUUUGAGACACUAGGGACUCUAGGAAUUUCCUCUAUGCUUUUGGUGACUGCUGGUGGUAUUGCCUGGCAUGCUGUUGAUAUUCUGCAGAGCCUUUUGAUGUCAGCUCCAGAUGUAGUUCAUCAUGCUAAUCUUGAUCACAUCCGUAGCCAUCCUGGUCAUCAUCAUGAAGUUGACUUGGAUCAUCCUGCACUGGCAUUGGGCAUGAUGAUCAUAUCAAUUUCUGUUAAAGAAGGGCUUUAUUGGAUCACGAAAAAAACUGGGGAGAAGGAAGGAAGUGGACUGAUGCAAGCAAAUGCAUGGCAUCAUCGGGCUGAUGCUGUGUCAUCUGUGGUUGCUCUUAUUGGGGUUGGAGGGGCGAUUCUUGGUGUACCAUUUUUGGAUCCGCUUGCUGGCCUUGUUGUCUCAGGCAUGAUUCUGAAAGCUGGAAUUGAGACAGGAUGGGAGAGUGUCAAAGAACUUGUUGAUGCUGGUGUUCCACAGCAUGUUUUGGCUCCAAUAAGGCAAACCAUCACUGAAGUUGAUGGUGUGAAGGGAUGCCAUCGAUUAAGAGGAAGGAAAGCUGGGUCAGCAUUAUAUCUUGAUGUGCACAUUGAGGUAGAUCCUUUUCUGAGCAUCAGUGCUGCGCAUGACAUUGGAGAGAAUGUUCGUCAUCAUAUCCAAAAAAAUUACAAUCAAGUAGCAGAAGUGUUCAUACACAUAGAUCCUUCGUAUUCAUGCUGUCCUUUGGUGGAUGAAAGCAAGGAUAAGAAGGCCAAGGAGGAUCUAAGAAGCAUGGUUUCUGUAAAGCAAGAUGCUGAUGCUGUUAUCUGUAAUGUCAUUUCAAAGCUAUAUGCAGAGAAAAUGUCCAUUGAGCACAUGACCAGGCAUUCCUUAAAAGGGAAGACACUACUCAUGGUCCAGGUCUCCAUGCCUCCAGAUAUGACUAUCAGGUGUUCUAUCUCACCUCAUGUUGAUUCCAUUAACUUAUAA